Cydia amplana is the source of this 1494-nucleotide messenger RNA. It is a transcript of the gene Ids, whose product is annotated as iduronate 2-sulfatase. The transcript is spliced from 5 exons. Gene Ontology annotation, molecular function: iduronate-2-sulfatase activity. The record is from RefSeq and is a predicted model, not a curated record. Gene Ontology annotation, cellular component: cytoplasm. The coding region runs from base 1 to 1494 and encodes 497 amino acids. NCBI's taxonomy places the organism in Eukaryota, Metazoa, Arthropoda, Insecta, Lepidoptera, Tortricidae.
AUGUGUGAUUGUGCUCGAAACAAUUUAAGUGAAAAUGUAUUACUUAUUAUAAUUGACGAUUUGCGACAUCUAACGGGCAAAAAUGUCAAACUGCCUACCAUUGAAAAAAUCGCGGCAAAUGGCAUAACGUUUGAAAAUGCUUUUGCACAGCAAGCUCUUUGCGCUCCGAGUAGAAAUUCGAUGUUAACAGGCCGCCGACCCGAUUCGUUGCGGCUGUACGAUUUCUAUUCAUACUGGCGAGACAGCGUCGGCAACUUUACCACGCUACCUCAAUUAUUUAAGCAAAAUGGCUACGACACGUACUCUGUUGGCAAAAUAUUCCACCCAGGUGCAAGUUCUAACUUUUCUGAUGACUACCCUUAUAGCUGGACACAGGAACCAUACCAUCCCACAACUGAUAAAUAUAAAGACGCUGCCGUGUGCAAAGAUAAAAUAACUAAUAAACUACAAAGAAAUCUUAUAUGUCCAGUUGAUGUUAUUAGUCAACCUGAUCAUACGCUGCCUGACUUACAAACCUUGAAUUACGCGGUAAAUAUACUACAUGAAAGAAGGAAUAAAAGUCGUCCAUUCUUGCUAGCUGUGGGGUUUCAUAAACCGCAUAUACCUUUAAAAUUUCCGCAGGACUAUUUAGAUAGAGUACCGAUAGACAAAAUAUACCCACCCAAACAUCCAAACCUACCAAAGACCAUGCCAACAGUAGCGUGGCAUCCGUGGACAGACGUCCGGCAUAGAGACGACAUAGCCCGACUCAACAUAUCUUUCCCAUUCGGCACCAUGCCGCAUGAGUGGACGCUGAAAAUAAUACAGAGCUACUAUGCUGCAGCGAUUUAUGUGGACGACUUGAUUGGAUCUCUCAUGCAACACGUCGAUUUGAAGAACACCGUCGUUAUUUUAACUAGUGAUCAUGGCUGGUCUUUAGGAGAAAACGGCCUCUGGGCUAAAUACAGCAACUUCGACGUCGCAUUAAAGGUUCCUUUGAUUUUCCUAAUACCCGGAUUGAAGCCUAACACUAUAAGUUUUCCGGUAGAGCUCAUCGAUAUUUUCCCAACCCUAGCUGAGAUUACUGGUUUGGGUGAAGACAUCCCUAAAUGCACUAAAAAUAAUGAAAUUUUAUGUUUCGAAGGCAAAAGCUUGCUGGACUUAGCAACACAAACGGAAAAUGACACCGACGAGGAAUAUUUUGUAAUAAGCCAAUAUCCAAGACCAAGCGUAUAUCCAACGAAAAACUCGGAUAAACCGAAACUAAAGAAUAUCAAAAUAAUGGGUUAUAGCAUAAGAACAAAUAACUAUCGAUAUACAGAAUGGGUUUCGUUUAAUAAUACGCUUUUUACAAAAGACUGGAGUAAACUGUACGGUUUGGAACUUUAUGAUCACAUCACAGAUCCAUAUGAAGCACACAAUAUCGUUUCUAAACGGAAAUACCGCCGGAUUAGGAAACAUUUAUCUAAAUUACUAAGGGAAUCCGUAGGUCCAAGACAGAAUAAAAACAUGUGA